Messenger RNA from Rhipicephalus microplus (southern cattle tick), 3510 nucleotides. RefSeq names its product spondin-1. Lineage: Eukaryota; Metazoa; Arthropoda; Arachnida; Ixodida; Ixodidae. Gene Ontology annotation, cellular component: extracellular matrix. Gene Ontology annotation, biological process: cell adhesion. Gene Ontology annotation, molecular function: serine-type endopeptidase inhibitor activity. The record is from RefSeq and is a predicted model, not a curated record.
CUCUCGCAGACCCGCAUCGACCGUCAACGCGGUCGGGCCCGCACGCAAGCCGAGGACGUCGACCACGAGUACGCGUGUUCUUGCCGCCGACGCCCGCUCAUGGCUCGAAGACGCGGCGUGUUCGGACCCCUGGCCCUGGGCACCGCGCUCGCCUCCGCGGUGCUCGCGGCUGCCCUGUCGCUGCCGCCGGCUUCGAUGGCCCUGACACUGGCGCCGGACCCCGAGUCCGGAACCGAACCUGGCGACAUCGUCGGACCCACGCCGCACCGACCCCGCUACGUGGGACCCUGCAACAGGGUGCCUCCCGGCGUGCUCACCGACCGGUCGCCCGGCUACAACAACUUCAGCAUCGUCAUCUCGGGCAACCCGAAGAAGUACGUGCCCGGUGAGGCGUACACAGUAUCCAUACAAGGGCGUAAGGAAGCGCUGGGAGGAGCGACGUCGCAAAAGUUUAUAGGAUUCAUGCUUGUAGUGGAAUCCCAGGAUCAAAAUAGAAUCACGCAAGACGUGGGAAGUUUUCAGUUAUUCGGCGAUGCGUUGUCUAAAUUUUCAGAAGACUGCCCGCACGCGGUGGUUCAGACUUCGCUCGUCCACAAGGCUGAGGUGAGCGUGCUCUGGGUCGCACCGCCGCCGGGCUCCGGAUGUGUUCUGUUCAAAGCUACAGUAGUGGAAAAUCGGGACGCAUGGUACAUGGACGAAGGAGAAUUGACUAAGGAGCUAUGCCAAGAAGAGCAGCAGAACGACGACGAGCAACCAGAAGUGCUUGACGAAUGUUGCGCCUGCGACGAAGCCAAGUACGAGAUGACCUUCGAGGGACUCUGGUCGAGAUACACGCACCCCAAGGGAUUUCCGGAUAACGAGUGGCUGACCCAUUUUUCGGACAUAAUCGGUGCCUCCCACGCGGCCGACUUCAAGAUGUGGGAGUACGAGGGAUUCGCAUCGGAAGGAGUCAAGAGCGUCGCCGAGCACGGCGCCACCAAGAAGCUCGAGUCUGAGCUCAAGGCUGAGUCGGGCAAGAUCAGGACCAUCGUGAAGGCCCGUGGUCUAUGGUACCCGAACGUGAACGGCAAGACGUUCGCCGUGUUUCGCGUGGACAAGAAGCACCACGUGAUGUCCGUGCUGUCCAUGCUGGGCCCGAGCCCGGACUGGAUCGUGGGCGUCAGCUCGCUCGAGCUAUGCCUCAAGAACUGCUCCUGGAUUACCGAGAAGACCAUGAACCUCUACCCGUGGGACGCAGGGACCAGCGAGGGCGUCACAUACGUCAUUGGUCAGCGCGAAGCCACAUCGCCCCAGCAGCGGAUCCAGAAGAUCACGUCAAGCCACCCGCACCACCCGGACUCGCCUUUCUACGACCCCACAGGGGCCCCCAUGAAGCCUGUGGCCCGCCUGACGGUCACGAGGCAACGCAUAUACGAGAAGUCCUGCGACGAGGACGUUGAGCCCAACACGCCAGUGCCGCUGGAGACGCCCUCUCCCGUCGACUCGAGGCCAACGUUGGAAAAUAUAUCCGCCGAGUGCGCCGUCACCGAGUGGUCCAGCUUCGGACCGUGCAGCGUGACGUGUGGACAGGGCACCAGGACGCGGACGCGCAACUUCAUCAUGCGUGACAAGGCGUUCAUGUUCAACUGCAAGACUCAGCUGGUGGACCGGGAGGUCUGCGAAGUGGACUGUGCCGGGGGCGUGAGCUGCGAGACGACGCCGUGGAGUGAGUGGAGCGAAUGCAGCGUCACCUGCGGCAAAGGCGUGCGCAUUCGUCAGCGAAAGUACAAGCAGCACAUGGCCAGGAAGCGCUGCACGCUCGAUCUCAUGGAGAAGGAGAUGUGCGUCGGCGACAUGCCCACCUGCAAGGACGCCCCCGAAGUGUUGGACCCGAACUGCGCGGUGACUCAGUGGGCGGAGUGGUCUCCGUGCACGGCCACCUGCGGCAAGGGAAUCAAGAUUCGAACCCGGGCCUACCUGAACGCCAUGGCGGCGGCCAUGGCCAUGUGCAACGUGGAGCAGAUUCAGAAGGCCCCCUGCAUGGCCGAGAACACUGACUGCAAGAUCGACAGCCAGGAGGCGCACGAAAUCUGCCUGCUGCCCAAGGACAUCGGACCGUGUCGGGGGUACUUCCCGCGUUGGUACUACGACUCCACCAAGCGCAUGUGCCUACAGUUCGUCUACGGGGGAUGCCGCGGCAACAGAAACAGAUUCGAGCGAUAUGCGGAGUGCAACAAAAUGUGCGAGGUCACAAUAUCACCGCCCAUCGGCAAGCUGAACGGUCUGGCGCCGGUCAACGUGCUUCCGACGACGAGCGACGAGCCCACGUCGCCGGUCAUCGACUGCGUGCUGACGCCGUGGUCCCAGUGGGGUCCCUGCUCCAAGACCUGCGGCAACGGUCGCCGCGAGCGACGACGCAUGAUCAAGCUGAACCCGCAGAACGGCGGAAAGCCGUGUCCCAAGCGACUGGUCCAGAGACGAAAGUGCAAGGAGAACCCGCCGUGCCCGGUGGACUGCAUGCUGACUCCGUGGAGCGAGUGGCGGCCCUGCUCCAAGACCUGCGGACCGGGAGCCGUACAAGAGCGACACCGCACCAUCAAGCGGCACCCGAAGAACGGAGGCUCAAGCUGUGACGCCACUUUCGAACGGCGCUACUGCACGCUGCCACCGUGCGACUACCGACGACGCUAACACUCCCGGGAAGGCCUACGGGCCAUUCCCCACGUCCCGUAACGGGACCACACACUCUCACGUGUCAAACUGAAAGUGACCUGGGUAUGAGUACUUCAAGACGCCCUCCCGACGCGACUUCACACAUAUCGCCUGGGCCCUUCGACCACCAGUCUCUCUGGACACACCACUUCACGACUCGACUACCGCCUCUGCCGUCUUGCUGCUGCAUAGCGCCGCUGCUAUAGAACGCUGCUCUUAGACUGCGGAGCUCUGUAGUUUUCACUCGCAUUCAGUUGUUCCCUUGAAGACGCAUCUCUCGACGCUGGUUAGCGCUGCUUCGAAGAUAGUUUAAAAAAACGGUGCUGCGAAGACAAAAGAAAACCUGCUCCAUGGCAUCAAGCUCCAUCUCGCCGACUUGCACUACUACUGCUACAUUCAUCUAUGCUGCACAAUACGUCACUACACCACGUGACACCUGCUCCAGACGCUCGCUGAUUUUGCUGUUCCUUUUUUUUUUUCUUGUCUGUUAUCACCGAAAUCGGCUGCGACGCUGUAGAUAAUCGUAUACGCUGCUUCGUAGGGCACAAACCGCAUUUCACCGACACGUGGAAUAACGUCUACCGAUGAACGAGCCGACUUGGCCCGUCAAACUUUUUGUGAGUAUAGAACGCCGAGCUUUCCGUACUUGCAUGAGUGGGGCUUUGCGGAAUCUCGAAGUUGCCUCGAAAUCGAAGGCGAAAACGAUGACGCAAGCAGUGCUAGUGCUGCUGUUGGUUUAUGUUCAAGGUAACUGUUACUAAUAACCCAAUGUUUGUGUAAAAGAGUGCGUAUACGAUGUUAUAUAUAAAAAAAAGAAAG